AUGGUGUCCCCCGUGGUGUACUUGGCGGUGGCAGCUCUGCUUGUCGGGCUUAUUCUCUUCCUGACUCGCAGCCGGGGCCGGGCGGCAGCAGCUGUCCAAGAGCCUUUGCACAAUGAAGGGGAACCAGCAGUAGCAGGCCAAGUGGCUCGGCCUCAGCCCCUAGAGCCCGAGGAGCAGAGAGCCGUGGGCAGGCCCCGGCGCCGGAGAGACCUGGGCAGCCGCUUACAGGCCCAGCGUCGAGCCCAGCGAGUGGCCUGGGCCGAUGAGAAUGAGGAGGAGGCCAUCAUCCAAGCCCAAGAGGAAGAAGACAUAGAGAAGCCAGUGGAAACUCACUUGUCCGGGAAAAUUGGAGCCAAGAAACUACGGAAGCUGGAGGAGAAACAAGCACGAAAAGCCCAGCGUGAGGCAGAGGAGGCUGAGCGUGAGGAACGGAAACGCCUUGAGUCACAGCGUGAGGCAGAGUGGAAGAAGGAGGAAGAACGGCUUCGCCUGGAGGAGGAACAGAAGGAAGAGGAGGAGAGGAAGGCCCAAGAGGAGCAGGCCCAGCGGGAGCAUGAAGAGUAUCUGAAACUGAAGGAGACCUUCGUGGUGGAGGAGGAGGGUGUGGGCGAGACCAUGACUGAGGAGCAGUCCCAUAGCUUCCUGGCUGAAUUCAUCAACUACAUUAAGCAGUCCAAGGUCGUGCUCUUGGAAGACCUGGCUUCCCAGGUGGGCCUGCGUACUCAGGACACCAUAAACCGCAUCCAGGACCUGCUGGCUGAGGGGACUCUUACAGGUGUGAUUGACGACCGGGGCAAGUUCAUCUACAUAACCCCGGAGGAACUGGCUGCGGUGGCUAACUUCAUCCGACAGCGGGGCCGGGUGUCCAUCACUGAGCUUGCCCAGGCCAGCAACUCCCUCAUCUCCUGGGGCCGGGAGCCCCCUGCUCAGGCCCCAGCGUGA
Messenger RNA from Rangifer tarandus platyrhynchus (Svalbard reindeer), 942 nucleotides. Lineage: Eukaryota; Metazoa; Chordata; Mammalia; Artiodactyla; Cervidae. The record is from the annotation of a GenBank genome assembly.